AAUGAAAGGGGAUGUGGCGAUUAGUGGAUGUUGCUGUUAUUGUCCUCUAGAUGGCAGUAGUGCUGAGCACACAGUUAGCAGAGACAUUAUCCGAGUAAAAGCUCAGAGCAAGGAAAACUCGUGUGGAGGUUCAGUGCUGAAGAAAUCACGACAACACACUCCAGCUUUUCUAUUUAACCUUCUGCUGCCAGACUGUUUAUCUGACGGACACUUCAGCUGCUUGCCUUUAUUCACUAUAUAUUGGGGCUCAACUGUAAAUGCCUCUACAAAAGCGAUCAGGAACGCUUGACUUUGUUAUUUCAGCUGCUAUUUCAUACGCAAACAGGCUUAAUGGAGGAGACGCGCAACCAUGUCAAACCGAGACAAACUCAAUCACUGAAGAGAAAAAACAAAAAAUGUGUCACCUGCACUCAGUGUGGAAAGAGUCUGGCAAACACAGAGAAUCUCAAGGUCCACAUGUUGAUCCACACUGGAGAGAAACCAUUCACAUGCUCUCUGUGUGGGAGGAGUUUCAGAGACUCAUCAAACCUUAAUAGACACAUGUUGAUCCACACUGGAGAGAAAACAUACAAGUGUGAUCAGUGCAGCAAAACAUUUUGGAUUUCUUCAGGGCUGAAGAGCCAUCUUAGAGUUCACACAAAGGAACAGCCUUAUUCCUGCUCUGUUUGUGGAAAGAGUUUCACACUUCAAGAUAGUUUAAGAAAACAUGAGAAGAUCCACACUGGCGUGAGAGAGUACAUGUGCUUUGAGUGUGAGAAGACCUUUCGUACGGCUGAACAUUUGAAAAUACAUGAGAGAACACACACUGGAGAGAAACCUUACAUGUGUUCACACUGCAACAAGAGAUUCAGUGAUUCAGGACAUCUAAAAAGACAUGAGAGGACUCACACUGGAGAGAAACCUUACAAAUGUUCACACUGCGACAAGAGAUUCGGUAAUUCAGGACUUCUAAAAAGACAUGAGAUGAUUCACACUGGAGAGAAACCUUACAAGUGUUCACACUGCAACAAGAGAUUCAGUAAUUCAGCACAUCUAAAAAGACAUGAGAUGAUUCACACUGGAGAGAAACCUUACAAAUGUUCACACUGCGACAAGAGAUUCGGUAAUUCAGGACUUCUAAAAAGACAUGAGAGAAUUCACACUGGAGAGAAACCCUAGGCGUGAGAUCAGUGUCCAGAGUUUCACACAGUUGUUGCAUCACAUGAAAAUCCACACAGGAAAGGAACGGCCUGAAUGGCAUGAGUUAAAGCAUGUGUAAAAUACUGUGUAACCAGAGCCCAACACUUAUUUCCUGCCAAACCUGCCAAUGACCAGUGACAUGAGAAUAUUCAAUUCACCUUUAUUUGUAUAGCGCUUUUACAAUGUAGAUUGUGUCAAAGUAGCUUCACAUAGAAGAUCAUAGUAAAUUGAAACAGUGUCAGUUUAGUUUUCAGGGUUUAAGUUCAGUUUAGUUCAGUUCAGUGUGGUUUAUUAAUCACUACUGAGAGUCCAAACACUGAAAAGCGAAUCCAUCGAUGCGCAGCUCUACAGAUCCCGAACCAUGCAAGAGAGUGGCGACAGCGGAGAGAAAAAAACUUCACCAAUUGGGGAAAGUGAAAAAUUACAAAAAAAAAACCUUGAGAGAAACCAGGCUCAGUUGGGCAUGACCAUUUCUCCUCUGGCCAAACUUCUUGUUCAGUGCUGCAGUCAAGGCGCUAGAGGCUGGAGAAUGCUGGACCUCAGCAAAGACUCGUCUGUCCCUGGAGCGUCACAGGAAUCAGUUUCAUGCUCUCCAUGACCACCACAGCAGCUGCUCAGGAUACGACCUGGUCCAGGAUUAUGGAAACCUUGGGAUGAGUAUCCCCAUGUGGAAAUAGAGAAUAAUUAGCGUAGCUGCUGUUCAUAGUGUAUAUAAAAGAGAUGCAAAACCUGUGUAGAGGUUGUGUAUGUAUCAUACCGCUAAGUGAUGCAUGGAGUGUAUGAUUUUCUAAAAAGAUACGUCUUUAAUCUAGUUUUGAACUGUGAGAGUGUGUCUGAGCCUCGGACAUUAUCAGAAAGACUAUUCCAGAGUUUAGGAGCCAUAAAUGAGAAGGCUCGGCCUCCUUUACUUGACUUUGCUAUUCUAGGUAAUACCAGACUAGCUUUUCUGCAUCUGAGAUGGAUAGCAUACUUCGUAACUUAGCGCUAUUUCUCAGAUGAAAGAAAGCAGUUUUUGUGACAUGGGAUAUAUGAUUUUUAAAAGUUAAAUUGCUGUCUAAUAUGACACCCAGAUCUUUUAUAGUAGAACUAACGCUAACUUUGUAUCCCUCUAAUUGUAGGUCGAGUUGUGAGAUCUGCUGUGUACAGGAUUUAGGCCCAAUAAGUAAUAAUUCUGUUUUGUCUGAGUUUAAGAGAAGAUAAUUGUUGGUCAUCCAGUCUUUAACAUCUUUAAUACACUCAGUUAGCUUGGACACUUUAGACGUCUCGUCAGGUUUAGUUGAAAUAUAUAAUUGAGUAUCAUCUGCAUAGCAGUGAAAGCUGAUCCCAUGUCUUCUAAUAAUGUCUCCUAGGGUUAGCAUGUAUAUUGUAAACAGCAAAGGGCCUAAAACUGAUCCUUGAGGCACCCCAUACUUCACUGGGCUGACUUGUGAAGGCUGUCCAUUAAUGUUCACAAACUGGUAAUGGUCAGCUAAGUAUGAUUUAAAUUCUACAGGUGUCCAGGGACAGGCUCUACAAUGGUUUAAGUGGUCUAUGAGGAUAUUGUGGUCGAUGGUGUCAAAUGCGGCACUAAGAUCAAGUAAAACUAUUAGUGAGAUGCACCCUUGGUCAGCAGCUAAGAGGAAAUCGUUGGUUAUUUUCACUAAUGCGGUUUCCGUACUGUGAUGAGCCCAGAAACCUGGCUGGAACACUUAAAAAAUAUAUACCAGACAAGUUUUUAUAUUGGACAUGCAGUUAUACUACUACAUUAACUCAUAAUGAUGGGUCGUUCUUGAAUCAAUUGUUCAUUUAAUGAGUCUUCUCUUGGAGUGAUUCGUUCAUACGCGCACAUUUGUGCAGAUGGAGGAGGAGAUUAGUUGUUUUUUCGAGUCUUCUAUCAGGUUUGAGUUGUUUGUUCAUCACCUGAAAGACAAAAGACAAUCAUGUACAGUCAGAGCUGGAAGAAGAUUUGAUCCGUUCAUCUCUCGAGUCUUCGAUUUGCCACUUUCAUCAAACGUAAUACGCAUCGACAAUAAUAUAAUGAAGGUGUUUACGUGAAGAGCUUUCAUGUAAGAGUUUCCUGUUAUUUUGGGUGACUUUAACUGCAGUUCAGCAGUUUCACAUUCACUCAUGAACAUUUCAUUCAUGCCCCCGUGACAAACUGGGGUAUUAGACGCAAAUAAGGCGUAAGGACUGGUGAGAGUGUUAUGGAAUUUAAUAACGCACGCCGAAUGCGGUGUGUGUGUAUUUGCGGUCAUUUACUGACAGCCGUGUGUGUGGAUCUUGUCGGAAAAUAUGGCGAAAAGUCCUACAUGAUGGUAAUUGUUUGAUCAAAGUGUUUACUUCAAUAAUGCCACUAAUAUCUGCAUACUCCACAUGUCUUAAUUCCAUUUCUGUUUAGUUCAGUGAUGACUUUAGUCAGAUUAAGGUGAUCAAAAAUCUCUGUUACGAGUUUCUGUAUGCCUACAGUUCAGUAUUCAUGUUUAACUGAAUAAACAGUCAGUAAGCACGAGUA
This is a messenger RNA of Danio aesculapii, 3670 nucleotides long. Its product is annotated as gastrula zinc finger protein XlCGF71.1-like. Gene Ontology annotation, cellular component: PcG protein complex; transcription regulator complex. Gene Ontology annotation, molecular function: DNA-binding transcription factor activity, RNA polymerase II-specific; RNA polymerase II cis-regulatory region sequence-specific DNA binding. Gene Ontology annotation, biological process: regulation of transcription by RNA polymerase II. The transcript is spliced from 2 exons. The record is from RefSeq and is a predicted model, not a curated record. Lineage: Eukaryota; Metazoa; Chordata; Actinopteri; Cypriniformes; Danionidae. Bases 331 to 1158 code for a protein of 275 amino acids.